GGAUGGGAAAAGUGGGUUGCUUCUUUCUCGUGGGACAAACUGCAGUUUAGGGGUCAACCUCUCCCUGCAACCUCUGGGGGCAGGUUAGAACCGAAGGCUUUCCACCUUGUUUCCUUGUAAAACAGGCAGGAAUCCGACAGGUAUGUCUUCUCUCCUGGCAUGGAGAAACUGCCAUGGUAGCCGACUGUGGCCUCUUGGCCCGAUAUUAACCCUGCCGUUUCGAAAGGGCAGAGGAGCAAAGCUCUGUUUGGGUGUUGGCUAGGCGUGAAGCAUGCCAGGCUCUUGCUGGGACAACAAAGGGGACUUCCUUUAGCCACUGUAGUUUUGGCCUCUCUCGCAAAUUGUCCCAGGAAUGUGGGCUUGGCCGCCUCGAUGUGUGCCUUUCCUUGAGGGCGGCUGUUUACCCAUUUUUGGCCUGGCUCCCUAGGUGAGCGAUUCAGAAAACCUCUGUUGGCAGCACUUGAGAGUCUGUUACACGGACUUCGAAAGGCACGAGUGAAGUGUCACUGAGUGGGUAGAGCGCCGGCUUUUGCAAGCGCCGGAGUUUGCAGGUUGCAUCCUCUCUGGUUAAGAACAUGAUUGUUGCUUGGGGUGGGGGAGAGAGAGACCCCUCUCUCUGCCUGAGACGCUGGAGAACGGCUGCCGGUCAGAGCAGGCAGUAUUGGGGCAAGGCGGCAUCCGGAGAAUUACACAUGGACAUCAGAAGAGACCACCCAGAUACCCCAAUGGCAAACCUGCAAACUGGACCUGAGGACGACAUCCACUCUCCCCUCCUUUGUUUCCAGAAGCUGGCAUUCAGGAGCAUUGCCGAGCAUAGCCAUCAUGCCUAGUGGUCACCGAAAGCCCUCUCCUCCUUUGUGAAUUUCCCUCACCCUAUUUUAAAGCCAUCCAAGUUGAGGACCAUCCCGGCCUCCUGCAGCGGGGAGUUCCAUCGUUUAACUACGAGCUGCGCGAAUCGUAGAGUUGGAAGGGGUUGCCUUAGAGUCCCCUGCAAAGAAGGGCUUUCUUUUACGGAAGAUGCUAGGCUGGGCGGAGGCAUGUAUAAUAUUUUUGCCUGCGGUUAACCCUCCGCGGAAGUAUUUCGUCGACCCUUAGAUUGGAUAGCUCAGCAGGUUGCAGACAUGGAAGAAAUGGUAAUCUGGGAACAGUAUACAAUCACGCUAAACAGGGAUCCCCGGAGGGGCUUCGGGAUUGCCAUAUCGGGAGGCCGGGAUCGCCCCAGCGGCGUUGACGGAGACACAUCCAUCAUCAUCUCUGACGUGGUGCCCGGGGGCCCUGCUGAUGGCCGGCUCCAGACCCGGGACAAGAUAGCCAUGGUGAAUGGGAUUUCCAUGGAGAAUGUGUCGUCCUCCUUUGCUAUCCACACCUUGAAAGGCUGCGGGAAAGUGGCCAAUAUUACGGUCAAGCGACCCCGAAAAGUGCACCUCCCUGCAGCCAAGCCCAGCUCUCCCAAAAGCCUGCUGCUCUCCAGCCCGGAUUUGCGCGACGGCCGGAAUGGCGACUCCGACGAGGAGGAUGGAGGCUACCGGGCGCCUUCUGCGCGGGGUGGAUUAGUGGCUGGCGGCCGGCGCCAGGCUGAGGUGGAGCACAACCGCGGCUACGACGGCGACUCGUCCAGUGAGAGGAGUUCCGGGCGGCACCGGGACGAGGAAGACGUCCCCCGCAGGUACCCAGUCCGGAGCAGGAGGCGGAGUCAAGACGGCGGGCACCGGAGGCGGAGCCAAGACAGCGGGUCAGACCGGCAGCGCUUCACCAAUGGGUACAGCCACAGAGGCAGCGCCAGCGGGCUGGCCCUGGUGUCCGGGUUCAAGAGGCUUCCGCAGCAGCAGGACGUGCCGAUGAAACCGGUCCGCUCUGUUCUGGUAAAGAGCAAGGAGAGCGAAGAGUUUGGCUUAAAGCUGGGGAGCCAGAUAUUUAUAAAACACAUCACGGACACAGGAUUGGCGGCUAAGGACAGUUCUUUGCAGGAGGGGGACCUCAUAUUGAAGAUCAACGGGGUGUCGAGUGAGAAUCUGUCCCUGGAGGAGACGCGGCGGCUGAUCGAGCUCUCAGAGGGGAGGCUGACUCUGGUGGUCCUUCGGGAUAACAGCCAAUUCCUGGUGAACAUCCCCCAAGUGAGAGACAGCGAAAGCGAAAGCUCCCAUCUGGACGACAUCUCUGACCUCGGCUCGGACAUUUCGCCGCCUCCAGCUCCCCCAGCGAGUGUGCCGAACUCCCCGGGAUCUCCAAAGUGGAAUCCUGCCCCCAGGACCCUACGGCGCUCUAGCAGGGAGCAAACAUCACCCGAAAAUUUGAUGACACCCCCACUUCACGAAGUCCAAGGGAGCCCCGAAAACAACUGCGAUGCCCACACUGACACUUUCGCCUCCCAGACUGGCGCAAAUUAUGGAUACAGCCCUGAUUCCAAGGUGGUGCGUUUCAUAAAAGCCAAGAACAUCGGUCUCCGCCUAGCUGGUGGCAACGAUGUCGGCAUCUUCGUUGCUGGAGUGCAGGAAGGCAGCCCGGCCAAGAUCCAAGGCAUCGAGGAAGGAGAUCAGAUCCUUCAGGUGAACGAGCAAAUUUUUCACAACCUCACCCGUGAAGAGGCCAUUCAGUACCUCCUGGAGUUGCCGCCGGGCGAAGAGGUGGCGUUGCACGUUCAGAAUAAGCAGGACAUCUACAGGAAGAUGGUGAAGUCGAACCUGGGCGACUCGUUCUACAUCCGCACACAUUUCGAUUUUGAAAAGGACGCCCCCUCUGCUCUGAGCUUCACCCGGGGCGAGGUCUUUCACGUGGUGGACACCAUGUACCGGGGGAAAGUCGGCAGCUGGCUAGCCAUGCGGAUGGGCAAAGAUCUCCAGGAACUCGACAAGGGCAUCAUCCCUAACCGAAACAGGGCGGAGCAGAUCGCCAGCCUGGAGUCCGUCCUCAAGGCCACGUCGGGGGCCGCCUCUUCGGGGCCGCGGGCCGAGUUCUGGAAACUGCGGGGACUGCGGGGAGCUAAGAGGAACCUGAGAAAGAGUCGCGAGGACCUGUCCGCCCUCACCAAGCAGGGGCAUUACCCGCCCUACGAGAGGGUCAUUCUGAAGGAAGCAACCUUUAAGCGCCCAAUCGUGAUCCUGGGACCCAUCGCCGACAUCGCCAUGCAGAAACUCAGCACUGAAUUGCCAGAUCAGUUUGAGAUUGCAGAGAGCGUGGCGAGAGAAGGAAGCUCGUCGAAGGUUAUCAAGUUGGACUCCGUGUGGCAUAUUGCAAAACAGGAUAAACACGCCCUUUUGGACAUCACCCCGGCUGCCGUGGAGAGGCUCAACUACGUCCAGUACUUCCCCAUCGUGGUCUUCUGCGAGCCGGACAGCCGGCAGGGCGUCAAAGCCAUGCGCCAGUGGCUGGCCCCGGAAUCCAAGAAGAGCUCGCGGCGCCUCUACGCCCAGGCUGGCAAGAUGCGGAGGGACUGGAGCCACCUCUUCACAGCCACCAUAAGCCUGGCCGGUGGCUCCAACAGCUGGUACCAGAGCCUCAAGGACAUCAUCCGGGUGCAGCAAGCCCGACCCGUAUGGACGACAGAGGAGCAGGUGGAUGUUCCAGCCGAGGAAGGCUUGGACCUGUUGAACCAGCCCUCGCCCACCAGCCCGGGCUACCUGACCUGCGACAGCCGGGCCAACAGCGACUACGAUGAGACGGACGCAGAAGGGGAAGCUUACACUGACCAAGAGCUCGAGGAAUCCUAUCAGGAGCCGGCCCUGGCUCGCUCCUCGGAACCCACCGAGCAAAACACGGAGCAGGACCUCAGCGAGCGAGUAGCGGCCGCUUUGGCUUACCCCGUUAAGCAGCACGGCGGCGACCAGCAGCAACCUCAAGGCCAAUGGAGGGAAGAAUAUGGAAUCAGGGAAUACGAACAUGAUGCCCUGCGGAAAAAGUUCACCCACGCUCAGACGUAUGACUCCGAAUCGGACCAGGACUACGGUUACGACUGGGGACCUGCCACAGACCUCUAGACUGUUCUCAUCCCUCUGCAGAGAUUGGGGUUCGCCGAUCGGAGGAAAUGCUAUACACAUUGUGUUAUUUUUUUCCCAUUUGGAAGUUCUCUUGGCCAACGACACCCCUGUAUGCCCCCUUUCCAGCCCCGGACCCCUGCGGAUCAGGGCCUUCCCCCUCCCUCCCCAAGCUCAGGUCCUGAUUCCUUGCGGAACCAUCUGGUUCUCUCUGCUCCGAAAGUCCCGCGGUCGGGGGGGACGUACGGGACGGGACAGUUUGUGCAAACGGCUUGCAGCUUUUGAACGAAAGACCUCGAGGUUACAUCGGUUCUUUUUUUAAAAAAAACGAGAAGCUGAAAAAUAAAUCUCCAUGCACAUCUGCAAAGUUUGGGCCAGUUUUUUUAAUUAAAUAAAAAACAAAACACCUCCGUUAUUGAUCUCUCGCUGUCGGAGAAACACUCAAAACACCCCUCUGGAUUUUUGCCUUAAUAAAUAGCUUAUUUUAA
Molecule: messenger RNA, 4459 nt
Organism: Zootoca vivipara (common lizard)
Lineage: Eukaryota; Metazoa; Chordata; Lepidosauria; Squamata; Lacertidae
Source: RefSeq, a predicted model, not a curated record